GGAAUGUAAGAGGCUGAUGACGACAUAGUACAAGAACACGACUCACAGCAGUCAUCUAUUUGGUCAAUAUCAAUAUCAAGUCGUAUUACUUAGCGAUCUGACCAUCGCUGAAACCCAAAUUCCGAAGAAAUGAGACAAACAUCUUUUAUGUGAUAGUGAAAAUUUUCAGUGAUGAGUACGAGUGAAAUGGUAGUGAAAAUGUUCUGUAAUAUAUCUCUGAAAAAAGUGUACUCAAGUUAUUACAAAGAAGUCAGUUAGGUUAAGACAGAUCAUAUAGACCUGACUUAGGUAUGUCAAAAGAAUAAUAUGCAUCAUCCCAAAUCUAUCUACAAUAGAGCAUCACCGAAACCAUCGCUAUGUCCUUUGAACAGAUUGAAACAAACACCAGCAAAAUCAGAAGAAGUCACCAAUGCGGUGAAUUAUCCAGACCAUCAAUAUACCUACUACAAUCUACCACACAACCAAUAUGAGAGCCCCUAUGACCUUUCAAAUAGUCUACAACCAACAUACAAUGAACGCAAGCCAUCAGAAACUAGUCAAUUCCACAAACAAACAAAUCUUUCACAGCAUUUUUACGAAGAACCAUGUCGAAACAAGGCAGAAUAUGAUACACCGAUUCCUCAACCACAAAGCGGCUAUAUGAAACAAAAACAAAUAAACCUUUCCUCAAUAUCCUUAGAGCAGACCUACUGGGACAGAGAGAAUUCUCCUAUAUAUAUGGAAACCUAUGCAGCACUACCAGAACCACACAUAUACCAAGAUACCAACUUCCUACUCGAAAAAUUCACGAAACUAGGAAAAAACAGCCCGAGCCUAGACCAAGGUUAUCACACUUUAGUGUCGCCAAGCUCGGGAUCUACCGUCAAUCCAAUAUGGUCUGACAAGGGAUCGAAUAAAGGAAAAAACUAUAAGAUGAAAAACAAUUCGUUCGAUCAGUUGACAGACGAGAUAAUAUUGAAAAUUUUCACAUUCCUUGGAAGUAAAGAUUUGAGUACUUGCGCCAAAGUUUGCAGAAGGUUCAAUCACAUAGCCUGGACGCCAUGUUUGUGGAGAAGUAUAAAGCUCAAUGGUGAAAAUGUGAGCGGUGAUAAAGCUUUGAAAAGGAUACUAAAGAAAAUUGGAAGUGAAGGCGGAGAUACGGGCAUUUGUCACGGUAUCGAAAGAGUGGAAAUUGUAGAAGGAGCGAAGUUGACAGAUAAAAGCCUUUUUCUUCUUGCUAGGAAAUGUCCGGAUCUCAUGCAUUUGCAGCUUAUAGGAUGUACAGAAAUAACGAAUACGGCUCUAUUUGAAGUAGCUACAAGAUGCCAUAACUUACAACACUUGGAUGUUACCGGUUGUGUUAAAAUUUCAUGUAUUAGCAUUAAUGGUCCAGAUCCUCACUUGAGGCUUCAACUGCAGUACCUAGAUUUGACAGACUGUCCUCAUGUCAAUGAUAAUGAAUUAAGAGUCAUCGUUUGCCAUUGCCCCCAGUUGACAUUUUUGUAUCUCCGCAGAUGCGUUCAAAUAACAGAUAUGGGUUUGAAAUUCAUACCGAGCUUCUGUUCAAAUUUGAAAGAGCUAAGUGUCAGUGACUGCGUGAAUGUGACGGAUUUCGGCCUUUACGAACUAGCAAAAUUGGGAGCAACGCUUAGGUACCUAUCGGUAGCAAAGUGCACCCAAGUUAGUGACGCAGGCCUAAAAGUUAUUGCUAAAAGAUGUUAUAAAUUACGUUAUUUGAAUGCAAGAGGCUGUGAAGCAGUAUCGGACGAUGCAAUAAUCACCAUCGCUCGUUCUUGUACAAGAUUACGAGCUUUAGAUAUCGGAAAAUGUGAUGUCGGCGACGCAGGGCUUCAAGCCCUAGCCGAAAGCUGUCCCAAUUUGAAGAAGAUUAGUUUGAGAAACUGUGAUUUGAUUACUGAUAGGGGUGUCCAGAGCCUUGCUUACUUUUGUAGAGGACUCCAGCAGCUUAAUAUUCAAGACUGUCAAAUAUCGUUAGAAGGAUACAGAGCUGUUAAGAAAUACUGUAAACGAUGCAUAAUAGAACAUACUAAUCCCGGAUUUUUUUAGAAAAAAAAUUAUAUAUAAUACUUUGUAAAUUUUUAUAUGACAAAAUAUAUACAUACACCAAA
Coccinella septempunctata (seven-spotted ladybird) is the source of this 2108-nucleotide messenger RNA. Its product is annotated as F-box/LRR-repeat protein 7-like. Gene Ontology annotation, cellular component: SCF ubiquitin ligase complex. The transcript is spliced from 5 exons. Lineage: Eukaryota; Metazoa; Arthropoda; Insecta; Coleoptera; Coccinellidae. Gene Ontology annotation, biological process: SCF-dependent proteasomal ubiquitin-dependent protein catabolic process. The coding region runs from base 307 to 2046 and encodes 579 amino acids. The record is from RefSeq and is a predicted model, not a curated record. Gene Ontology annotation, molecular function: protein binding.